This is a messenger RNA of Centropristis striata (black sea bass), 3726 nucleotides long. Its product is annotated as butyrophilin-like protein 1. NCBI's taxonomy places the organism in Eukaryota, Metazoa, Chordata, Actinopteri, Perciformes, Serranidae. The transcript is spliced from 6 exons. The record is from RefSeq and is a predicted model, not a curated record. The coding region runs from base 79 to 981 and encodes 300 amino acids.
CAUCAACUCAACAUCGUUUUGGCCUGUCCUCUCUUAAAAACAGCUCCCAGCUUGUCAGCUUUGUUACGUUGUGACACCAUGGAGACACACCUGACGUCUGUUUGCUGCUUUCUGAUCCUGUCAGGGAUAACACAAGGGACAGGAGGGCAAAAAGUGGUCGUGACAGAAGGCAAAGAUGUCAUUUUACCGUGUUCCCUCAGCACCAAGUUCAGCUACUUUGACUGGACGAAAGCUGCUCAGAAAGAUGAACCUAGGAAGGAGGUGUUCAAGUACGACGCAGGCAGACAUUACAACAACGGACAAGACGGUCAGAGUGAGGAGUUCAAAGGUCGAGUCUCUCAUUUUCCAGAAGAGCUGAAACAAGGAAAUGCCUCCAUAACCAUCAGAAACACAAAGGUGACUGACAGUGGAGAGUACACCUGUGUUUUUCCUCGUCUGCAGCCACCUCAGAGAUUCCAGAUGGAGCUUAUCGUCUCACCGACCAUGAAAAACAGACGGGGAGAAAACAAAGCUGCAACUCCAGAGCCGUGCAUCCGUACUCUGAAAGGCCCAGCAGGCUCGGCUCUGCUGCAGUGUGAGGUUCAAGGUGCUUUUCCAAAACCUGCAUUAGAGUGGCGGGACAGUGCUGGAAACAAACUUCCUGCUGAGAAGACUCAGGACUUAGAAAGAGACGGUCGUUUCUACAUCACCCUCCAGACGACUGUGACCAAAGCUGACAACUAUCACUGCAACGUCACACAGGAAGAAAUCUUCCAUCAGACAUCUGCUGAGACCUUUGUGCCUCUCAGUGUUGCAGUGCCUGAGGACACAUCCCACAAAGUGGCAUCUGGUUUCUUUGUUGGAUUGGCUGUGGGAGCUUUAAUUGUUCUAGCUUGGUUCAAACGUCGAGAGAUAAUCAAAAUAUGUCGCAAAAAAGGUCCUAAAGAAAAUGUGUCAGAUGACCUAGAACCUGGCAAGGCCCCAAAUGGUCACCCGUUAUGAUGCUACCCAUCUCUUCCUGUCCUUCCUGCUCUCCUAUCACAGCCGAGAUCUCUUCAUGGAUGAUAGAACACUACCUUCAGCUUUACCUCUCUAUGACUUAGCUCCUUGCCAUCCCUCCUCUAUACACCAAAAAAUCAAAAGACUGCUCGGAUCAACACAACUUGUGUCCGCAAGUUCUGCAUAAAGCUGAGAUGAGCAUCAUUGAUGAGCAUCUGAUGGGGUGAGCUGACAGUCCAAGGAACUCAUUCAUUCAGAUCCACACACACUUCUCACUAACUCUUCCAGUGAAACUGUCUGUCUCCUCCGUCCUGAGUCUCCAGCUACACUCUCCUCUGUAGCUCCUCUGUGGUGGAACCAGUUACCAAACCUGAUCUGCUGAGUCCCUCUCAACCUUUAAGAAGAGACUAAAGACCCAGAGGCCUGUUGCAUGAAGUAUCAUAAGUUUUCUCCUGAAAUAUGACAGAGCUAAUAGUUUAGCUUUUCCUUCACUGAGGAACUUACUUCAGGCUGUUGAACAGACGACCGUUAGUUUGCUCGUCGGCUAGCCCACCGUUAUCCUUUCUCACAGUCGGCCUGAUAAGUCUGAGGAAAUACAUUUUUAUUUUUCAGUAUUUUGUAAUUUCGUCAGGAAUAUCUAUCGCAAAAUACCCUGAAAUAAUGUUUUGUUAAAGUUAACUUAGUUACAGUUAAACAUCAGGUUAGAAAUCUUUGUAGCUACAGGAGAUAUUUAUGAUAUUCUUACGUGACUAUUACUUUAUUGUUUGCCAUAAAAAAAGCCAUGUCCCCAACAGGUUCAACAGGUUUUUUUCUGUAGGUGUUAACGUCCUCUGUGCAAUGUUUAACACACCUUAACCUCCUUUAGUAUCGGACCAAGAUAAGGAGGAAAACUAAAAGACUUUUUUAAGAUUUUUUUUUAACUAUGAUUUAGAGGAAAAUCCUAAAUGAAUGAGCUUUGUGCAGGCGGAUCCUGCUCUUUACUGAUCACCUUCACACAUCAUCCUUGUGGGAAGAAAAAAAACCUUAUGCACUUUUUGCGCUGUCCGAGUACUCCACCCGACUGCACUGACAGCACCCUGUUGGACUCAAGCUAAAACUCAGGUACCACAGUGCUCUUUAUCCCAUAGGAAAUCAUUGUGAAGCUUUAAAUGGUAAGUUGCUGGUUAAACUUGCUGACAAAAAAUAUUUAUAUAUUGUAAUAUAAGGCAGCUCGGCUUGGUCUGUAUUACAGAAUACCAGGAUAUUUGGUAUGACAUCAUGCUGUUUUUAUGUGUGAUGUACAGCAGCUACCACCAGAGGCCAGUCUAGAGUUAAAAGUUAAAAAAAACCCUGAAAUUUCACAAAGGUCAGAGUUGUUACUUUUUUUUCUAUUCAUUAGUUUGCUGUAAUGACAUGAAUGUUGAGAUAUCUGCAUCAUGAUUCCUAAUAUUUUAUUUGUUGUAUUUUAACUAUUUAUCUCUAUCAUGUUCUCUUUGUGGUCAUGUUGUCCCUGUGAAUUCAAAAUGUAACUCUCCACUGGACUGUUGGUAAAAACAUCAUAGCACUUGUUGAACAAAGUUGAGCAAUAAUCAUGUCAGUAAGUUGGUACCAAGUAUUUUGGCUAGCAAAAAACAAAAAUGAGAUGUAUGUUACUUACCUUAGAAAAGUGAACAGCUCUGUUAGUCCAACCAAACACUGAACAAGACAUUUUUAAUGAACUAAACAUUAAGUGAAAAUACAGUAUGAAGGGUCAAAGUUAUGAGACCAAACCGGUAAAUGGCCUUUUUUAUAUGUAUAUAUAACGUAAUAUAUAACGUAAUUGACACGUUGCCAUGGAUACGCAUUGUUCUGCUUCUCUCCUGAUGAUGGCUGCCUUGUUAGUGACCUGUCAAUCAAAGCUAGCCACGCCCCAAAUCAAACAAUUCUUUAUCUUCUAUUUUCUUCUAAAUGGGUCCAUUAUUUACACUAUUAACAUGAAAUUGUCUUGAAGAAGAUUUUUUACUAGCGAUUGAGACCAUAGUGUUGUCCUAAAAAAAAUUCUGAGGUAAUAAAUCAAGUGAGAAGUUUUCUCAUUUUGUAUUGAAAUUAAUGGACAGAAAUCUUUCUGCAGCCAAACGUAGCGCCCUCUGCUGGAAUUUUUGGUAGAAUGCAGCUUAAGGCACUUCCUGGUUUGCCUCCCUGCUCAGACCAGGAGGUUGCUGCCUGGAUUCUUCUUAAUCAAUGUAGCUUGUAGAUGAUGAAUGUAGAAUGAAUGUAGAUUGAAUGAAUGUAGAUAUGAAUGUAGAUUCAUGGAACAAUGACUGCGUUACUUAUUACAAAGAGAAUACCUUUAUUCAAAUAGAUGUGCCACAUCAGUGAACUUGAGCUUUAUGUAAAUAUUUUAAUGCUUGUGUGUGAAUAUUUUGUGUGUUUUUUUUUUUUUUAUUUAAAAUACAAUAAAAAGGACAUCAAAUGCCUUUUUUUUUUACUUGUUGGAAGUAACUUGUUUCAGAGAUGUUUUUAGUCUGAGUCUUUUUUACUGAUGUCACAAGUUUCCUCUCUGUGCACUAAAUAACUGUUGUAAUGAUUAUUGGUGCUGACUGUAACUGUGCAGGAUAAACCAGCCUGUAUAGAUUAUGUAACUGGAGAAGCCAAAGACUGCCUCUUACACUACAGGCCUGUAAUUUGUGAUGAAAGAAAAUUGAAUUGAAAGGAAUUGAGUUAAAGGGACGUGGAUUUGUAUUUGCAUCGUAUUGUACGAUGACAAAGAAUAAAAAAUAUUUCAAGUUU